AACAUUUUAGUUUGGCUCGUGUCGCCAUCGUGUAUUGUCGCGUUGACCGUUGGGGAAAUAUAUAUUUAAUUUUUAAUUUGAUUAUAAUUUUUUUUAAAUAAAAACAUCCCUUUUGUAAGGAAGUAAUAAGUUGAUAUAUAAAAUAAAUCAACUGAUAUUUAUAUCGUGUCGCAGUUUUGUGUAAGAAAUCAAUCUUUUUGUGAUUUAAAUAAAGUCAACGAUUUUAAAAGUGAAUGUGAUAAAAACAAAUUGAAAUAAAACAACACUUUUUUCAUCAAACAUCAGACAUCGAACAUCAAACAACUAUAAGGAUGGUGCAAGGACUUAAAAACAAAAUGUUUAAUCCAGAAGUUCUUUUGCUCGUGACAUGUGUAACCCUUUCAACAGCCAUUCGGGUUGAUUUUGGCACAAAAGGUGGUCCCAUAGUUCCUGCUGCUCCAACUACACGGCAACCAGCCCCACAGCCAUAUCGAAACCCAGCACCAGUAUGGGAGGAUCAAUCAAACGAUAUUCCAAAUCCCAACAAAUAUCAAUAUGUCCUCCCACCUCCAUCACGGCCAAAACCUGAAACGAACAACUACAAGACAUCAUCAUCACAACCCAUUGCAGGCCAUCAGAAGCCGCGAGAAUUCGUCUUCGGAAAGGUCAUCUCUCCAGACUACAUCAACUCGUUCUUCCCCCAUUCCCAGACAGUGUCCGCCUUCUCGCCACAAUUCAUACCAAACUAUGGCUUCAAGUACCACGCCAUUGUGCCGUCAACACAAAAAACCUACUACACCAAGAACACUGAUCUCUAUUACAAUGACAAGUUUAACAAAUUCAAUGGCAAGUACAAUGUUAAGACUAAGAAAUACAAGGCUUUCGAAAAGGCUGCCAAAUACAAUCCAAGUGUUUACUAUUCGAAUAUCAUUGAUCAGUCAGCUUUGUCAUUCCAAAAUCAACAACAACUCCCACUACUCCAAGCACCUCAACCAUUUCGUUUACCCACCAUCGAAGUCAUGAACCCUCAAACGGUUACACCCGCCAUUGCCACAGGCACUGGCGGCGGCUCCGCCACUACCACAAUCAAAAUUACAACACCGAAAGUCAUCAACUACUCCAAAGACGAUUUAUACUCAAUUUCGAAAAAUUACAAACUGCAUCAUCACCAGACACAAUCAAAUUCAUUUUCAUACGAAUCGAAUAAAAUUAGGAGAUGAACGAACGCAGAAUUUAAUAAAACUCUUUCUCGCUUUCGAUUUCGGAUUGAUUUUUAGACUUAAUCAGAAUUUAUGAGCGCACGUCUGCAGUCUGUGACCUUCAUUAAAUUAAUUUUGUUUAUUUUUUUUAAUGUUUAUUUUGUAUUCCUGAUCGAAUUAUUGUAUCCUUUCCUUUAUUGCCUCGACGAAGUUUUUAGUUUAUCUUUUUAUUUCAUUUGCCAUAUUUUCGUUGGCAUUUUUUUGUUUGAUUUAAAAAUUUUAUUUAUUUUAAGAAAUUCAGUGAAAAAACCAACUAUUACGAAAAUUACAAAUUUUGAACAGCGAAAUGUAAUCGAAUUUUAUUUUAACAAAAUUGUCUCUUUUUUAUAUUAUGUAAAUAAUUUAAGUGUAUGUAUGAUAAAAUAAUGUAAAUAAAAUAAAUUAAAUAAAUUU
Molecule: messenger RNA, 1631 nt
Organism: Eupeodes corollae
Lineage: Eukaryota; Metazoa; Arthropoda; Insecta; Diptera; Syrphidae
Gene: GV1
Exons: 5
Coding region: 312-1199 (295 amino acids)
Source: RefSeq, a predicted model, not a curated record